Messenger RNA from Scylla paramamosain (green mud crab), 2206 nucleotides. Its product is annotated as mucin-2-like. The transcript has 2 exons. Bases 518 to 1747 code for a protein of 409 amino acids. NCBI's taxonomy places the organism in Eukaryota, Metazoa, Arthropoda, Malacostraca, Decapoda, Portunidae. The record is from RefSeq and is a predicted model, not a curated record.
AUUAUUUGGAAGUUAUUCUUACAUAUAUAAUUUCUAUAAUGCAUUAACUGCUUUUUUGUGAUAAAGAAGAAAACAAUAAAAUGGGAGAUAGAUAUGUGUGUGUGUGUGUCUUGAUUCUUUUUGCUGUGGCUGUGAUGGUGAUGGUGCCCUGCUUUAUCCAGCCAUGCCCAGACAUGCUCAGCCAUACCCAGACCCCCUCAGCCAUACCCAGACAUCCUCAGCCAUACCCAGACAUACUCUAACCCGCGCCCUGUCUCCCUUGCUCCUCCUCCCAGCACAUCCCGCGGCGCCUGCUCAGUGACAGCGGUGCACCAACAAGCAGACAAGUACAACGUGUGUCACCCUCCAGUUUUAUAUGAUUAUUCUGACCUUUCCUUUGUGAUUGGCAGCUCAGUGGGCAUUAUUUUUCGAUCUUUCUUUCCCCUUGGCCAGUUCCUUUGUUGUAAAAGAAGGAAAAAAAAAUGUUUUCGCUGCCUGAGUCACCAGUUCGUCAAAACAUCGUGGCGUCACUUACAGGAUGUCCUGCCUUAUCGUUUCACCCUUCUGCCUUCCUCGUUUACACAUACAGACAUACACACACACACACACACACACACACACAACCAUGGGGAGAGGUUUGCCGCCGCUGGUGGUGGUGGUGGUGGUGGUGGCGCUGAGCGCUGCUGGAAGCGCAUUAAGCUCCACCCUGGACCUGGACCGCAUUGCUGCUGACACAGUAGUGAAGGAAGGAGAAACGCAAGUCAUCUUCACCACGGACAAUGAAUUACGGUCUAUGAGAAUAUUUGUUCAGUUUGUGAAGCCUGAGAGUGGCUUUGAGGGUGUCCCUAUUGUGACGGAAAGUGACGUCACUAUCAACACCACCUGGAUCCCUGCCGAGUAUUGUUCCUCGCCCAGUGGCACGUGGUUGGUUAUCCUGGUGGGGAUAAACCCUCUAACCGGGGUGGUGGAUGACUUGAGCAUUGUGUCUGAUAUAUGCUCUGUGACGUGUGUUAUCAAAACUGACGGGCGAAGCCGCAGGACUUUCCGCGUGGUGGUUCACGGCCCUUCCGGAUGGAGAACAAUACAACCACUGCCAGAUGAGUGUGGCUCCAUCUUCUCUCCGUCAGAACAAAAGUCCUGUCUGCUGGGCCUAUUUGCCACCACCACCACCACCACCCCGCUCCCCUGCACCAUCACCACUACCACCAUUCCCAGCCCCUUCACCAUUACUACCACUCCGGGCCCCACCACCACCAUCACCACCACCACCACUCCGCGCCCCACCGCUAGCUCUACUGUCUUAACCUCUACUAACUCUACUAACUCUACUAACCUGACAAUCAUCUACUGUAAACAGAAUAAGAUAACCAUCGUGUUAUCAGUAGUGGUGCUGGUGGUAGUGGUGGUGAUGGUGGUGGUCUUCUGGAAACGGAAAUCUGUGGCAUCACCAAAUGUGGUGAGGUCCCAGCCUGCCGUCCCCAGCCGCCCCCUGCAGUCCACCUCCGGCCAGAGGGGCAACCCAGCCCAGGACGUGGACCCCGUCUAUUAUGAAAUCCUGCCUUUCUUCUCAUCACGGCGAGUGGUGGUGCCGCGGCCUGCACGGCACUCAGAGGAACUCGUCUACGACGACGUGCUGCCUGAACUCGGCGUGAGGCCUCGCUUACCUAUUUAUGAGAAUGUGCCUCCUCCCGGUGGCAGCGCCUCCCCUCACGGGCAUCUGGAGGCUCCGGCGGUCCGUGAGUCACAGCUCUACGCCUCGGUGCUGUAGCCAACACUCACCGCACGCUGGAAAAUACAACCAGAGGUUGUAAGGAAACCAGCUCCUGUCCAGCGGUGCUCUUUACUUUUGUAAAGCAUCCUUUACUUUUGUGAAGGAGCAGGAGCAGCGCUGGCCAGCCUUGCUCCUCCAAGUGGAUGUCAAGGAUGCCUCGUGACUUCCUUGCCUGGUUCAUUUUAGCAAAACUGAUCUUUGUUUGUUCGCUGGCUUGUACAAGAGUGGCCCUGGCUGACUGGCGCAGCCCUGUGAUCAGUGUGCACUGGCCGCCGGGGCGGCGCAGCGCGGUGUGAUGCAGAGCAGCACAGUUCCAAGACGGCAGCGGUCAGAAGUCCGGGAAUUAUUUGCACAUGAUUGUGGCUUCAUUGUUCAUCCUCUGCAGUGUUACUGUGCACUUGCUUUGUGUCACAGUGCUUGUGUCAUAAACAAUGAAGGUGCUUCUUGCUUCACUUC